CACAGUUGCUGCUUCUUUCACUCUCAUUUUGCCUUAAUGAAAAGUCUAGCAUGGCUUAUUAGCUACUGAAAUGAACAUUUGUGCCAAUGCCAAGUUGGUUGCAUCAUGGAGAGAGGCUGAAAAAAAUGGAAUGGAAAGGAGACAAAAAAGCAAAGUGAUGCAUCUGAAGAAAAAAAUGGAAACAGUUAGAGCGGAAGUGGAGUUGGACAGAUCUAGGGAAGUUUGUGGAACUGAGAAUUUUGCUGCCUGUCUCUCAUUCUUUUACUGCUUGUGAUAUUUCUUUGAGUUUUUGCUGAUGAGUCAACAUCUCUUCAGUUGCUGCGAGUGGUAAGCAGAGGACGUUUGAAGCCAGUAACUCCACCAACCUACACGAGGGGAGAGGAAUAAGAGAACAAAUAACAGCAAGCAGAAAAAGAUCUGGGAAAGAUCAAAGAAUGUCCCACGUCUCUCCAGUAUAUCAUCCAAGGACACCUAACCUAGAAGUAUAAAACUAUUUGCUCUUCUACAUACCUGGAAGAACAGAAGUAACUUUGUAGACUCAUUGUACUACGACUGAGAAUGGCCCUAAACCUCCUCAACUCUGAUGGAUUAUGAAGCCUGGAAUUUCAAGUCAGAUAGGACUACCAUCUGAAUGAAGGAAUAGAAUGAUGAGCACCAACUUGAAUUCUAAGCCCUUUUGGGGUCUCCUAUGAUCUCUGCUUCUCCCAGUAUCUUAAACAGAUCUAUCAAAGUCUUCACCUCAGGUGAUUCCCAGGCAUGUCAGCUGACAAUCGUACUGCAUGCAAAGAUUACAGUGGCAUUCACCAACUGCAGUUGACGGGAUACAGCUUGAUCUUCAUAGCAGGGUUAUGUCUCAAUGUUUCAUCCCUCUUGAUCUUCUUGUACCAUCUGAAACUCAAGUCAGUGGUGGCUAUCUACAUGUGUAACUUGGUUGUGAGUGACCUCCUUUUCACCAUAUCUUUGCCCUUCCGUAUUUACUACUAUUUCAGGGGGGAAUGGCCCUUUGGAACUUUUCUUUGUCAAGUCUCAGGUUCUCUCUUCCAAAUAAAUAUGUAUGGCAGUUGCCUUUUCCUGAUGUGCAUCAACUUGGACCGCUUUAUUGCUAUUGUCUACCCACUUCGCUGGCGCCAUCUCCGGCGCCCCAAAGUGGCCCGACUGCUCUGCUGUGUCGUUUGGGUGCUAAUUCUGAUAGGGUCUAUUCCAGUUGCUGUUAUCCACAAGACAACUUUAUGUGCUAAACAAGAUGAAACAAUUACUUUGUGCUUUGAAAGCUUCAGUCAACACUUGUGGCAGGCAGAACUCUUCUUUCUUGUCAUUUUAGCAGAGAUUCUUGGCUUUCUCCUCCCUCUGACCUCUGUGACAGUCUGCUCAGUCCGAAUUUUUCAGAAACUAUGCCAGGCUGGUGGGACCCAGAGCCUACGCCAAGAAAAGACCAUUCGCAUGCUUAUAGUCAAUCUGGUCAUCUUUAUCAUUUGCUUUGUACCCUACAACACCAUUCUGGCAGCCUAUGGGAUGAUCAAAGCCAAGGUGAUUCAGACUGAUGAAUCCACGCGGGCUUCAGUGCGCAAUGCCCUUAUCAUCACUAUGCUAUUUGCAAGUAUGAACUGUACUCUGGAUCCCUUGAUCUAUUAUUUCAAUACAGAAGGCUUCAAAAAUACUUUAAAGAAAAUAAGAAGAGGGCAAGCUUGGGAUUCUGAGAUGGGAACACUUCAGACUCAAGUAAAAAAAGUUGGUUUCUACAAGGCAGGGAAUGUUAAGCAAAGUAAUAAACAAUUCCCAGUUCAGAAUUUGAUUGCUCCCUGUGAGGGCUUGCCAUUUGCUUCCCCCAAGAUAUUAUUGAAUAGCUCCAUUGAAGACUCUGAAAUAUAGAGAUGGAGGAACGCAUUGGAAUGCAUUGGCAUUACAGAAAGUAAUUGCCAGAAAUAUUUGAUGCACUAAAUACUGUAAAGUCCUAUACAGUAAGAUGAUUUCACAUUUCAAGUACAAUUUCAGAUAUUGAUUUUAGAUUUUCUCUUCCAGCUCCCAUUCAUCAGAGCUGUCUGAUAUUCAUAUGAAUGCUAUGAAUGAUGUGAGAUAUUUAUGAUAAUAUCACUCAUUUCCAGGUUCAGUUCAAGCUCUCAACACUUGUUGCAGAAUCUGGCAUCAGAAUGAACUAAGAAUGGUUGUGGGCCAUGGAUCAUACUAUUGCAGAAAUACAAAGCUGUCAUUGCUCUGCUUUGCCAAAAAUAUAUAUUAGCUGUUUUCUGUAUCUAUAAUAACUCUGCAUUUUUAAUGACAGAAUGGUUUUUUGAGCUUUGGAAAAAUAGUUUAUAAAUACCUCAAAUAAAAAGUCAGCUAAAUAAAAACAAAUUCCUGUAAUGUCUAAUAAAAAAAGAUUUAAUCCUUUU
Molecule: messenger RNA, 2387 nt
Organism: Python bivittatus (Burmese python)
Lineage: Eukaryota; Metazoa; Chordata; Lepidosauria; Squamata; Pythonidae
Gene: LPAR5
Product: lysophosphatidic acid receptor 5
Biological process (GO): behavioral response to pain; G protein-coupled receptor signaling pathway
Cellular component (GO): membrane
Molecular function (GO): G protein-coupled receptor activity
Source: RefSeq, a predicted model, not a curated record